Coniosporium apollinis CBS 100218 is the source of this 933-nucleotide messenger RNA. RefSeq lists its product as uncharacterized. The transcript is spliced from 3 exons. Bases 1 to 933 code for a protein of 310 amino acids. The record is from RefSeq and is a predicted model, not a curated record. NCBI's taxonomy places the organism in Eukaryota, Fungi, Ascomycota, Dothideomycetes.
AUGCACAAAGCAGCAAUCAAGGGCGUACCGAAGAAAAACUUGCUGCUCGCUUUCGACGCGUUCGGAACACUCUUCACGCCUAAGCGUCCAGUAGCCGCACAAUAUGGAGAGAUAGCCCGCAAAUAUAAAGUUGCUGUAGGCGUCAGUGACGAUGAAAUAAAGAAUUCGUUCGGCAAUGCAUUCAAAGAGGAGUCAAAGGAGCACCCCAAUUAUGGGAAGAAGGUCGGCAUGGCGGCGCCGGAGUGGUGGGCAAGGGUCAUAACCAAAACCUUCCGCCCCUUCCUCCCCGCCGCCGAUACACCCCUCCCCCAUGGCCUUGUCCCGGACCUCUUAACCCGCUUCUCCACGUCCGAGGGUUACGCCCUCUACCCCGACGUGCUUCCGCUCUUUUCCCAGCUCCGCGAAAUGAAGUCUCGAACGACCGGCCAUCCCGACCUACAACGCUGGCCCUGGGACCGCACCAUCGUGGGCAUCAUCACCAACUCCGACGACCGCAUCCCCGGCAUCCUUUCCUCGUUUGGCCUCAUCGUCAGCCCGCGCCGAGCUGGCGACGCGGACUUGAGCACCCAGAAUGCCGACGUCGAUGCCGCAGGGGAAGAAGAUGUGAGCUUCGUAGUGCUAAGCUACGACGUCGGGGCCUCGAAGCCGGACCGGGCCAUCUUCGACGCCGCAAAGCAGAUUGGUACUGAGCUAUUCGCCAAGGUGGACGGAGCAGAGGCCGAGGGCUUUGAGAUGCUGUACGUGGGCGAUGAGGUAGAGAAAGACGUGUUGGCGGCGGAGGACGCCGGGUGGGGUGCGUUGCUCGUGGAUCGGGAGGGGAGACCUAGGGAACAGUUCACGGAUGGGAGACGAAUCGUCACAGUGGCGGAAGGGAACCGGAAGUUUGAUGUGGUUCAUGAUCUGAGUGCUUUGGGUUCGUGGAGGUUUGAUUGA